GCUCCGCCCACCAGUCACGUGCCCACGACGGAACGGAGGUUGCGCGCCGGCGCAGUUGCCACGUCGCGGCGAAGCGGCGUGAGGGAGCGGGCGGCCCUUCGCUGUGUGGAUUACUGCCGAUGUCCCGACGGCUAAUAAGAUAAAAUGAAGCUGAAAGAGAUUGAGAGGACAGCUGUUCAGUCCUGGAGUCCUGCUUCACAUCAUCCCCUUUAUUUGGCCACAGGUACCUCAGCACAACAGUUGGAUGCUACCUUCAGUACAAAUGCAGCAUUAGAGAUCUAUGAGCUGGAUUUUUCAGAUCCAUCACUGGAUGUAAAGUUGCGGGGCUGUCUACCUGCGACCACCAGAUUUCACAAACUUAUUUGGAGCAACCAUGGUAUAAGUUCUGACGGAGUCAUAGCAGCUGGAGGGGACACUGGGACCAUCACCCUUUAUAGCGCAGAACAGAUUCUUACAGCUGGAAACGAUCCCAUCAUUGGCCAGAGUUCGAAACAUGGGGGCCCUGUCCGAGGGUUGGAUUUUAACCCCUUUCAGAGCAACCUGAUUGCUUCUGGAGCUAAUGAUUCUGAGAUAUAUAUUUGGGAUUUAAAUAACUUCAGUACACCAAUGACACCAGGAGCAAAAUCACAGCCUUCUGAAGACGUCAGUUGUGUGGCCUGGAAUCGACAAGUGCAGCAUAUCUUGGCUUCUGCUCAUCCAAGUGGCAGAGCUGUGGUGUGGGAUCUGAGAAAGAAUGAACCUAUCAUCAAAGUUAGUGAUCACAGCAAUAGGAUGCGAUGUUCUGGAAUGGCUUGGAACCCUGAAGUUGCCACUCAACUAGUUCUUGCAUCUGAAGAUGAUCGUAUGCCUGUGCUACAAAUAUGGGACUUGCGGUUUGCAACUUCCCCUCUCAAAGUUCUAGAGAAUCACACCAGAGGUAUUCUAUCCAUAUCGUGGUGUCAAGCUGAUGCAGAGUUGCUCCUUAGCAGUGCAAAAGAUAAUAGGAUCUUGUGCUGGAAUCCUAACAGUGGAGAGGUAGUCUAUGAGCUCCCAACAAGCACUCAAUGGUGCUUUGAUGUCCAGUGGUGUCCUCGUAAUCCUGCAGUUCUGUCAGCUGCUUCCUUUGAUGGACACAUCAGUAUUUACUCUGUAAUGGGAGGAAGUCUUGAAGCACAGAAUCAAGACCAUGUUGACAAGAUUUCUUCUUCAUUCAAAAAUUUGGACCCUUUUGGCACUGGGCAGAUACUUCCACCUCUAGAUAUUCCUCAGAAAGCAGUUCAGCCCACUGUGAUCCUUCCCUUGAAAAAGCCUCCCAAGUGGAUCAGGAGACCCGUUGGAGCAUCAUUUGCUUUCGGAGGAAAGUUGAUUACUUUUGCCAACUCCAAAGCUGCUGCUCCACAGGUACAGCAGCCUGUUUCACGCCAGGUCUUUGUUAGUGUGGUUACUACGGAAACAGAGUUUUUGCGCCGUUCAAAUGAGUUACAGACUGCACUCCGGUCAGAGGCAUUUAUCCAUUACUGUCAGUCCAAGAUUAAUGUUGCUGGAACAGAAUUUGAAAAGAACAUCUGGAACUUUUUAAAGGUAAAUUUUGAACAAGAUCCUCGUACAAAAUACUUGAAUCUGCUUGGCUACAGUAAGGAAGGGCUGGAAAAAAAGAUCACAUCAAGUCUAGGCAACAGUACACGACUGAAGAAUCUACAAGUGGAGAAUAAUGAGCGAAUGCAGAAGAUGCCGGGAGUCUCUAGUCAGAGUUCAAGUUCUGAGGAAUCCAUUGCAGCAGGAGAUGCCUCAACAACUGACUUCUUUGAUAAUAUUCCGGCAGAAAAACCAAUCUUCGAAAUUCCUGUGACCGGAGAUACUGAUGGGUUGAUCAGCCAAGCCUUGCUGAUAGGAAACUUUGAAGGUGCUGUUGAAUUAUGUCUCAAGGACGACCGUUUUGCGGACGCCAUCAUACUUGCUAUUGCUGGGGGUGAAGAGCUUCUUGCACAGACACAGAAUAGGUACUUUGCUAAAAGGAAGACCAAAAUUUCACGGCUUGUGUCUUCUAUAGUUACCCAUAAUUGGAGGGACAUUGUAGAAUCGUGUGAUCUGGACAAUUGGAAAGAAGCUUUGGCUGCUCUCUUGACUUAUGCCAAACCAGAAGCAUUCCCAUCUCUAUGUGAUACUCUAGGAUCCCGGCUAGAGAUGGAAAAUGACGGAGGACUGUGUAUGCAGGCAUGCCUUUGUUAUAUCUGCUCUGGAAAUGUUGAGAAACUAGUAGAAUGUUGGGUGAAGACUCAUGAAAGCUCUACUCCACUUUCACUAGAGGAUCUAGUGGAAAAGAUUAUGAUCUUGCAGAAGGCGAUUGAGUUACUCCAGGGCACUGACAGGGCUGCGGAGGGCCCAGUCUUUGCAAAGAAACUCACACAAUAUGCCAGUUUACUGGCUGCUCAGGGGAAUUUGGAAGCAGCCAUGAGCUACCUCCCUUCCACUUCAGAUCAGUUUAUGAUACUUCAGCUCCGAGAUAGACUGUUCCACGCUCAAGGUGAAGCUAUGAUGGGCCAACAGCCGCCUCCUUUUCCGUUUAACCGUGUUUUGACAAGAAGGCCACAUCCAACUGCUUCUCCUGCUGCCACUCCAACUUGUCAGACACCACCUCAGCGGGCAAACCAGCAACCGUCCCAGCAGUCUCCAUAUCAGGCGCCGUUUUGUCCCCAGACCCAAGUCCGUCCAUCAGCUCCAACAGUAUUUACUCCACAGCUUGCCCCUGUAGUACCUCCAUUUGCUCCCUCAGCUCAGGGCAUUGCUGGAAGCACCACCAAUAUCUACUCCAAAUCAGGAGGAACACACCCCACCUAUCCACAACAUCCUACCACAAUGUCAGCACCAGUAUUUUCACAAUACCAGAAUUAUGGACAGCCAAAAAUUCCUUCAAGUGGAUUCCCAUCCUAUUCUCUACAGCAACCUUUGCCAGGUUCAGGAUUGACUGGUCCAUCUCAACCUACAGCCUCGCUGAGUGGUCCUACAAUGCCUAGUAUAUCUAUGUCAGGGCCAUUAUUAAUGGCCCCUGCUUCAGUGCCAUCUUAUCAGCCCUCCAGCACUUUGCCACCGUGUACACAGCCUGGACCAAUGCCAGCUUAUCCAGGACAACACCAGCAUCAAGUUCACCCUCCUACAUCUCUAUCAGGCAUUCAUCCUGCUUUUCCCCAUCCCUCGGGAACAGGAGGCCCAGGAGUUGCUCCUUCCAAACCAUUCAUGGCUGCAGCCGUUCCUCCUCCCCCUCAAACAGGAUUCCUGCCAUGGCUACAAAACCGACAUUGUAUAUCAGGGUUCCAGGAUGGAUGGAAUGAUCCUCCAGCAGUGCGGGCAGGGCAGAGAAAGAAGGUGCUUCAAGACAACUACACUCCUCCAGCUCCUAUAACAGCUCCUGUUGUAAAUUUCUCUGUGGAUCCACAAAAGGCCCAACCCCAAGGCCUGUCUUCUCAGGAAACCAGUCAAGGACCUCCAGGGGCACCAAAAGAGGGCAACUUUCAGCCACUACAACAGCUGCCCACAGAGAAGAUUGUGAAAAAGCAAAUUCCAGAAGAGCACAUGAUAUUGAAGACCACGUUUGAUGGGCUGGUACAACGAUGCCUUUUAGCUGCUGCUGACCCUCAAACUAAGAGGAAGCUGGAUGAUGCUGCAAAACGACUGGAUUACCUGUACGAUAAACUGAGAGAGCAUACUCUCUCUCCACACAUUUUAAGUGGACUACAUGAAAUUGUGCGGAACAUCGAGGUGUGCAAUUACCAGCAAGCGCUGGCUGUUCACACACAUGUUGUGAGUAGCAGCAAUUUCAGUGAGAUCUCUGCAUUCAUGCCAGUUUUAAAAGUUAUUGUGACAAUCGCCAACAAGCUCAACAUCUGAAUAAGCUGCCAACCAACCGCAGGGUUUCACAUUUGAGGAUGAGAAUACUUGGAAUUUUGAAUUGUUUACUUUUUUUCUUUUCUUCAGUGUUUUAAAUCGUUGAAUACGAAGAAAGUGUUAAUAUUUGCGGUAUUUAGUGAAGCCUGUCUUUGAAAGUUCAGCUUUUCUGUGAAAUGCAUCACACAAAUAGUGCAUCACUUGUAAAUGCACUGAACUGGGUUGAAUCUGGUUCAUUUCUAAAUUUAAGAUCUCAGAAGAAAAUCUGAUCAACACCUGUUGACAGGGUCCAGGCAGCAAGCUUCUGAUUUGUAUUUGCCUUGUGAAAGGUAUAAGCUACUUCUUUCCUGAAGGUCAAUUAGGCAGUCAUGAGUUAUUUGUAUAGACUUUCAAGCUACGGUUCAUCAUUCUUCUCCCUUGUACCCACUGAUUUUUCCACAAAUAGCUAGAAAAUGCCCAGAGAAGCUAUGCUAUAUUGGUUAAAUAUUGCUCUCUUAUACUCUUGUUGCAGCAUCUGACUUGGAAAUAGCACUAUCAAAUAAAUUGGCUUUAUCCAAAAUCCACAGCAAUGAUUUUUCAAUCUGCCAUGUAUUUAAGGGGAAAUAGGAUGAAGUUACUCUCAAACUCUCAGGGGAGGGUUUAAUCCAAGGUUAUAGCAAAACAUUUUACUUGGGAGACAGGACAAGUUUUAAUGUCUGUUUAUAAUCUGGAAAAGCUUAGAGCAAAAUACAAGGACACUUUUUUUAAAAACAAAAAGCAUUAACUUUUUGUAUUCAUUAAACUUUAUACUAAAUAGUGAAUUUACAUCAGCGGGUUAAAACUAGUGCCACAUUAUACUGGUGGAACUCAGCCUCACCAUUGUCGUGAUGGUGGAUUUGGUAUGUCUGUUUUCAGGAAUCAUUGUGCUAUUGUUAAUGCAGAUAUUUGGCUGUCAGCUUCAAUUAUGGAACCCUAAAAUUGGCACUACAGCAAUGGGCAGAGUAUUAAAAAAUGCAUACUCUGUAGAAUACUUUGCCAAUGCCAGGACAUUUUGAGGUCAAAUUCUUCGCACUCCUGAUUUGCAACGUGCAAUGAGAGAUUGGACUGUAUUACCUACUGUUGUCCCAAAUAACCUCAAGGAAUUAAACAAUGGACAAAGUAGCCAUUAAUUAGGCAUCUGAAAACAUUCUGGUUAUUUCUGUGACAACAGUGUAAGCAGCUUUUUCAAAACUGUGCAAGAAAUCCAGUCAUUCUGUCUCAAAUGCGUAAAUGCUGCCUUCUCUGCACAAAUAUUUAUGACAUUGCCACAAUAGCAUAUUUUUUCAUUCAAUAUUGUGAAUAUGAAAAUUAAAAUAAAUUUUUUUCAAAUUGAAAUUUGGAAAUUUUCUGCAAUGCUUACCACUAUUACCGACUAUUCAACUUGUGUAUUAAUAUAGUAUUUUGCACAGUUCUGGUUACCACACUGUAGGAAGGGUGCCAUUACAUUGGAGA
Molecule: messenger RNA, 5331 nt
Organism: Mobula hypostoma (lesser devil ray)
Lineage: Eukaryota; Metazoa; Chordata; Chondrichthyes; Myliobatiformes; Myliobatidae
Gene: sec31b
Product: SEC31 homolog B, COPII coat complex component
Exons: 27
Coding region: 145-3864 (1239 amino acids)
Biological process (GO): COPII-coated vesicle cargo loading; intracellular protein transport; endoplasmic reticulum to Golgi vesicle-mediated transport
Cellular component (GO): COPII vesicle coat; endoplasmic reticulum exit site
Molecular function (GO): protein binding; structural molecule activity
Source: RefSeq, a predicted model, not a curated record